This is a messenger RNA of Delphinapterus leucas (beluga whale), 2030 nucleotides long. It is a transcript of the gene IL2RA, whose product is annotated as interleukin 2 receptor subunit alpha. Gene Ontology annotation, biological process: inflammatory response. Lineage: Eukaryota; Metazoa; Chordata; Mammalia; Artiodactyla; Monodontidae. Gene Ontology annotation, molecular function: interleukin-2 binding; interleukin-2 receptor activity. The record is from RefSeq and is a predicted model, not a curated record.
CCAGGCUAAUACUUCUAUAGAGUAAGUGCUGACUGUCCUAGAGACGGAUGGACCAGCGAGGAUGACAACCUGGGCGGAUUGAUCCUUCCCCAGCCUCCCAGUGCGAUGCCAGCAAGAGGCUGAAAGGAAACCCAGCAUUCUGCAGAGAAGUACCUUUUCUUCCUGGCCCUCACAUCGGCAGCUGAUCCCAGGGGCCCGGAGGAUGGAGCCAGGCUUGCUGAUGUGGGGAUUCUUUGUAUUCAUCGUUGUACCUGGCUGCGUGACAGAUGUUUGUCUUGAAGACCCACCGAGUCUCAGAAACGCCAUGUUCAAGGUCCUCAGGUAUGAGGUGGGCACCAUGAUAAACUGUGACUGCAAGAAAGGCUUCCGCAGAAGGUCGCCCUUCAUGCGCUGCACAGGAAACUCCAGCCACUCUGCCUGGGAAAACAGAUGCCACUGCGACAGCACCUCCUCCCCUAAGACUCCAGGAAAACAAGUUACUCCUGGACUCAAAGAUGAAGAAAAGACCACAGAAAUGCAGAGCCAAAUGCAGCCCACAGGCCAAGCUAACCUUCCAGGUCACUGCAAGGAGCCUCCACCAUGGGAACAUGAACGUGAACCUUUGAAGAGAAUUUACCAUUUCAUGGCGGGGCAGACAGUUUACUACCAGUGCACUCAGGGAUUCAGGGCCCUACAGGGAGGCCCUACCAAGAGCACCUGCAAGAUGAUCUAUGGGAACAUGAGGUGGACCCAGCCCAAGCUUGGGUGCAUAAGUGACAGGGAGAACAGUCAGUUUCCAGGUGAUGAAGAGCCUCAGGAGAGCACGGAUGCUCCCCCUGGCAGUGAAACGUCUUUUCCCUUAACAACGAGGAUGGCAGGUACCACAGAUUUCCAAACACCCACAGAAGUGGCUGCGACCAUGGAUACGUUCAUAUUUACAACCGAGUAUCAGAUCGCAGUGGCCGGCUGCAUCCUACUGCUCAUCAGCAUCUUCCUCCUGACCGGCCUCACCUGGCAGCAGAAAUGGAAGAAGAAAAGAAGGACAAUCUAGAAAACCAAGGGCAGUAAGAAGCCAAGAAGAACCCGCAGAUGUCAUGGACCACAAUCAAAAUCAAGGCAGCUGAACACUCAUCCAAGAGGCAUCUCCUGAUCCCAUGGGUUCUGGAAAGCUCUGAAGUCACAUCACAGGACACCAGGCACCUGCAACCCCAUCGUGAAGCCAGCUCUGUAGUAUCAACGAGCGAGCUUGACCUGCUCGUAGGCAGCAAGUCCAAGGUCACUGGAGGAACAGGGAGGAAAAAUCAGAACUCUUGGUCCCAUUUUCAUGUGUAUGUGUUCAUUAAAGCAUGACCGGCAUGGAACUCUCUCCAUGCCAUGUAUAAUACAAAGAAGAGUAGCCUCAUGCUAAGUUCAUCCCAACUUCCCAGUUUAGAAAUCCCAAGGAAAACCCUAGCACUAAUGUAAAUAGACACACACGCUCUCUACCCUAUGUAACUGGACCUUGUUCCUUGGUCCACAUAGGUCCUUUCCCAGCCUCUGGUUGACUACCCCAUUCUCCUGAUCACAUCCUUUAAUGAAUGCCCCCUAAGAACUCUGGACUGGUAACUAGGAAUGCUUUGGACCUUAGCUCAGUGCUCUAAACUAGCCCCCCUCCACUGAACCUUCAAUUCUGAGUUUCUAAAGAACAGAGUCCAUGGGGGAAUAGUCUUUGGGUAAUACCAAAAGAGGACAACCAAGCCCUUGGAACUGUAGAGCUUCAAUAUUUGAAAAGAUUUCACUGGAGUUAAUGUCGGGAGAAGGGGGAUAAGCUAGAUCCUAGGUAAUGGAUUAUUCCGGUCAAAAAGCUUCAGCUGUACAUGACUAAUGGGCCACUUCAAGAGUUAGUUUCUCUUGGAUUGCUAUAAAUGAUACUCUGUGUUUGGCCAGCACAAAUUUGAUGUUUACAGACAGACACACAAUGUGCAAAUGUGUACAUUUUCAAACAAGUGUCAUAAAAACACUGAUAAGGGAGCAAUACAUUCAAUGUUUAUGGAAGGAAAGAAAGAAGGAAG